Messenger RNA from Otolemur garnettii (small-eared galago), 1695 nucleotides. RefSeq names its product store-operated calcium entry regulator STIMATE. Gene Ontology annotation, molecular function: calcium channel regulator activity. Gene Ontology annotation, cellular component: membrane; cortical endoplasmic reticulum. NCBI's taxonomy places the organism in Eukaryota, Metazoa, Chordata, Mammalia, Primates, Galagidae. The coding region runs from base 149 to 1033 and encodes 294 amino acids. The record is from RefSeq and is a predicted model, not a curated record. Gene Ontology annotation, biological process: activation of store-operated calcium channel activity. The transcript is spliced from 8 exons.
ACGCGCGGCGCUGAGUCGGCCGCCGGGUGGAGGUACCGGCUCCCGGCUCGGGCUCCGGGCUCCUGGCUCUGGGCUCAGUGGCGCGGCCCCGGCAGGCAGCAAGGCCGGGCGGGCUGCGGCGCCCCGCGCCCCUCCGGCCAGGCCGGCCAUGCAGGGUCCCGCCGGGAACGCGAGCCACGGACUGCCAGGCGGGCCGCCCUCCACAGUCGCGUCUGGGGCGGGCCGCUGCGAGAGCGGCGCUCUCAUGCACAGUUUCGGCAUCUUCCUGCAGGGGUUGCUCGGCGUCGUGGCCUUCAGCACGUUGAUGCUCAAACGUUUCCGAGAACCAAAGCAUGAAAGGCGUCCGUGGAGGAUAUGGUUUUUAGACACUUCCAAACAAGCCAUAGGAAUGCUAUUCAUCCACUUUGCAAAUGUAUACCUAGCAGAUCUCACUGAAGAGGACCCUUGUUCCCUGUACCUCAUCAACUUUCUCCUGGACGCCACCGUGGGCAUGCUACUCAUCUACGUGGGGGUGCGUGCCGUCAGCGUCCUGGUGGAGUGGCAGCAGUGGGAGUCCCUGCGCUUUGGUGAAUAUGGAGACCCUCUGCAGUGCGGAGCCUGGGUCGGACAGUGUGCUCUUUACAUCGUGAUCAUGAUUUUUGAAAAGUCUGUCGUCUUCAUCGUCCUGCUAAUACUUCAGUGGAAAAAGGUGGCCCUGUUGAACCCUAUUGAGAACCCAGACUUGAAACUGGCCAUCGUCAUGCUGAUCGUCCCCUUCUUUGUCAACGCUUUGAUGUUUUGGGUAGUGGACAAUUUCCUCAUGAGAAAAGGGAAGACGAAAGCUAAGCUUGAAGAAAGGGGAGCCAACCAGGACUCAAGGAAUGGGAGCAAGGUCCGCUAUCGGCGGGCGGCAUCCCACGAGGAGUCUGAAUCUGAGAUCCUGAUCUCAGCCGAUGACGAGAUGGAGGAGUCUGACGUGGAGGAGGAUCUCCGCAGACUGACCCCCCUCAAGCCUGUGAAGAAAAAGAAGCACCACUUUGGGCUGCCCGUAUGACACAGUCCCGUGCUGGGGGUGAUGGGCAGGGCCCGCCGGCCGCCCAGCAUUGUUCCCUCCCUCCUCUCUCUGUCCCUCCUCUCUACCUCUGCUCCUUGCUGUCUCUGCCCACUCUGCCCGCUCCCAGACUACUGUGACCUACAAAGAGGGAAGAGGAGCCAGCGCCUAUGGGGCCCACGGGCAGCUGGAGGUCCCCCACUCAGUUGCACUACAAACACUGACCAAAUAUGCAAGCCAGGAGUUUUGUUUGUCUAUUGUUGUCCAAGCAAUGUUGUAAGGGACCCCGAGGCCCCUGCCCUGUGUCUGACAGGGUGACAAGGUGGAAGAGAACAGGCACACAUGAACUGUGGGCGGGUCCUUUCACCAAGGCUGCGGGCAGUGUGAACAUGUAACACAUUUUGGGCUAAAAGUCACUCUAUGACCAAGUCAGAACCGGAAUGCUUUCUUACUCAAAAUAGCUUUUGUAACUAUUGAUUUUUGAAGCCGGUUUUAUGAGCUGUGAUAGUGUUACUGGUUUUUGAGUAUGUGUUUAUUUCCUACAAAGUACCUUUGGGACUAAUGGGCAAAAACAGAGAUUUUUAAGUCUUCCGUAUGCAGUUUGACUUUUAUAUUUUUAAGUUAUAUUUUCAUACUAUUGUAUUUAAAAACUCUUUUUAAUCCCC